Molecule: messenger RNA, 1764 nt
Organism: Penicillium daleae
Lineage: Eukaryota; Fungi; Ascomycota; Eurotiomycetes; Eurotiales; Aspergillaceae
Exons: 4
Coding region: 1-1764 (587 amino acids)
Biological process (GO): xanthine transport; transmembrane transport
Cellular component (GO): membrane; fungal-type vacuole
Molecular function (GO): xanthine transmembrane transporter activity
Source: RefSeq, a predicted model, not a curated record
AUGGAUGCGACACGGAGGUUACCGGAGAAAGUGCAGUCCGACCUGCCGGUCACUUCUUCUUUUGAUACAUUCGAGACGGGGGAUAGAGACUCACGCAUUGUCGAGAUUGCGCCUGUCGCCGAGACCCGAUGGCAAUACCUUCGCCGUUACUUUACUACUCGGGAUGGAUGGAUUGGCAACUAUGACUAUGCAUAUCUUGUCACUCCGAACAUCUGGCCACUAAACAAGAAGUACAAGGAUUAUCAAGCACCGUUCUAUGGAUUGAACGAUGAAGUCCCAAUCCUUUUGACCAUCAUUCUCGGCCUGCAGCAUGCCUUGACUAUGGUUGGAUCAGUGGUGUCGCCUCCUCUUGCCAUUGCAAGCGGUGCUUUCUACCUUAACGCAGAAAAGAGCCAGUACCUUGUUUCUGCGGCCUUUAUCACGACGGGUAUUGCGACUGCUCUUCAAGUGACGCGGGUGCAUUUCGCAAAAACUCCGUUCUACAUUGGAACUGGUCUCUUGUCAGUGGUGGCUCCCACUUUUGACGUUUUGGCCAUUGCAUUUAGUUACAGUGAUAUGCGCUAUGCAAAUGGCACAUGUCCAACAUCCCCGGAUGGAUCCAAGUUGCCAUGCCCUGACGCAUGGGGUGCAAUGCUAGGAACUAUACUUUGUACCGUUUGGAUUCAAAUAUUGCUGUCUUUUGUUCCGCCAAAGACGCUCAACCGCAUCUUCCCUAAGGUUGUCACUGGCACUCUUCUACUCCUUGUUGGUGUGUACUUGAUCUCCAGUGGUAUGGAAAACUGGGGUGGUAGUUCAAACUGUGAUGGCGGCAGCGGGUAUUAUGCUCUUUGCCCGAAUACCGCGGCUCCUAAGCCUUUGCCUUGGGGCGAUCCAAAACUGAUAGGCCUUGGCUUCAGUGUUUUCAUCACAAUCAUUUUCGUCGAGAUAUUUGGAUCGCCACUCAUGCGCUCCGCUUCGGUCGUCCUUGGCUUGGCCAUGGGUUGCGCGAUCUCCGGUGCCACUGGCUACUGGUCGCGAGAGAAUAUCGAUGCCGCACCCGUCGCAACUUUCCUCUGGGUUGAGACGUUUAAGUUGUCAGUGGACGGCGCCUUGGCUUUGCCUCUUUUAAUCAUGUUUAUCUGCGAGGCAGUCAGCUGCAUGCCCGAUAUUCUUGCCACGGCUGAGAUUUCGGGAGUGGACAUUGAUGGAAUCGAGUUCAAUAGCCGGAUCCAGGGUGGUAUUCUAUGCGACGGCGUGGGCAGCCUGGUCAGCGCCUUGGGUACCGGAUUGCCCAUGGUUAGCCAGGCAGGAAAUAACGGUGUUAUAUCUCUGACUGGAUGUGCGAGCCGAAGAGCUGGCUGGUGUGCCGCAGCCUUUCUAAUCCUCAUGGGUAUCUUCGGAAAAUUCGGGGCAGUUUUCGGUUCCAUGCCUCCAUCUGUCCUGGGAGGCAUGCAAGUCUUCUUGUAUAGCACCAUUGUCGUGGCUGGUGUGAAGGUCCUGAGUCUGGUUGAGUUCACUCGUCGCAAUCGCUUCAUCCUGACCGCCGCCUUGGGCAUCGGAUUCAUGGACAUUGUGUCUCCAAGCUGGUUUGCUAAGAUUCUGGCUUACCAGGGGUCAAAUGUAAGACUGCAGGGCUUUGAGCAAGGUAUCAACCUUAUGGUUGAAACACCUUUUAUUAUUUCAGCGGUUGUUGGCGUGGUUUUGAAUUUCGUGCUUCCUCAUAAUGUUGGGAAGAAGGUGGAGAUGCUAGAUGGGAGAGAUGGUCGCCCGGCGCUUCCUACAUAA